AUGGCCAGGGAAGAAUCUGAAUUGCCGCCAUACUUUCGAAAUAAGGUAGCCUUUAGCUAUGGUACCUUACAGAGAUCGGCAGAGCAAAUAGAGACACAAGAGAAAGUACAACAUGGGGAAGGUACCAAAAUGCAUUUCGAAGUUAUCAGCUUUGAUAAUGGACCUUUGCAAUUUAAUUCGAUUGUAUUCUUGCCACCAGGAGACACUGUACCAUUGAACAUUGAAAAUAAAGCAAUGCAUAGAUUUCGAUCACGCUCAGAAAGGAAACUAAGCGAGUCUGAUCUCACAGUAUUUGCUAGAGUGGUAUUAGAAGAUGGAGGGAGGCGUUAUGUACCUUUGUGCCUUAUGGAAAUCGCAGAUCGGAACUGGUUAACCUUCGUUUAUGAAGUUGACGAAGAUGCAGAAGAUACGACACAACUAGUUGAUGGUCUGCUGGUAGCAGGACGAUUGGGAUGCGUUUCUUACAUAUUGGUACGUCAUAGAGAAAAAGGGAUACCCUGGACGGUAGUACCAGAGGAAGAAGAAUGCCUCUACUAUGGGCAAUAUGUUCUAGACACAAUCAAAAGCAAACCUGCAGUGGAAGCGGCCAAAGCUAUUCUACGACUGGAAACAAAUGAACAUGAAGCAGCAACAAAUACCCUAUCUUUAUCACAUCUAAGGAGAUAUACAGAUGCAGCAACGUGCAAGACACUCUUCGAGGUUAGGGAAGCGGCAUUAAGUGAUGGACGAGAGGAAAGGUUGGUACAACAUUUGAUGGACCGGCUGAAAGAGUUCCUUGAACCAGAAAUAGACGUUAGUGAAUUCGAUGAUAUCAAAGAUAUGUUUAUGGAUUGUUAUAAACACACCAAGUUUAUAUUCUCAGAUAAAAUUCCACUAAAUGAAGUGAUAGACCCGGUAGUGGAAAAAUGUGUUCACCAUAUGACUUUUGAUAUCAACAAUGUAUAUUUCGAUAUCCUGCAGGUGCUAGUACGUGAUUGUGACGUUGCAUACAGGCUAAUGUUUGACAUGGGUUUUGGAAAAACAUUAGUUGCCAAACUCGUAGACACAGAAUCAAAAAGGUGGAUACAGAAAGAAAAUAUGUUAGAUAUGCUUAUAGAAAUUGUAUCACAUGGAAAAUGUAUGCGCAACUUUAUAAGGGCUGACAAUGCAGGAAAAAACGAAUCACUAUGCGAUACUUUGCUCUUGGGUGUGACAGGACUACGCCUAUUCUCAAUGCAAAAUAUGACAGAACGGUUAGGUCAUAUAGGGAAACGUGUGGAGCUGUUUUUGACGCUUUCACGGGUGGAGCAGACGUUCCAGAACCUUGAACCGAAAUUGAACACUGGCAAAGGGCCACAGUACGACAAUCUAGAAAUGUUGAUCCAUUGUGUGAAUGAAGCCAUCGAUAUGGUUAAAUUACAUUAUGUUGGAAAGGUGAAAUACAGUGUACUAAGUGAUAUACGAGAGGUGCGACAAUAUGCCGUAUCAUACGUCAUGGAAACAAGAUUACCAGCUGUGGUAACGGGAUUGAUGAGGGCGCUGUUAUUGCACCUGGAAAGUUUCCCAGUAGCACCGUUCCAUAUUAGCGUAAUGGUGGAAAGUCCAUUGUGGUUGGUAGCACAAUAUAACAAUUUGAUCGACUUCAGUGAUUGCUUGUUAUAUAUGGUACGAAUAUGUGAUUUGGUCAGAGACACAGCUAUGAACAAUGCGCUUCAAAGCGGAAUAUACGCAAACUCGCGGGUGGAAUACUGCAAAGAACGAUGCGAGAGUAUGGCUAUACAUACUAUAUUGCUGAAAAUGGCAUCGGCGUUGUUUGGAAAGCGUUCUUCUCCGCAAAUAGUCAGUGCUAUGCAUCGUAUUUGUACGGAAUACGCCUCUGGAUUCGGCGUCUUAGCCACUAUACUAUCUGAAGACAGUGUCAUCCAGGCUGUGCUUCACAUAAUCACAGCAGGUAUUGAUGAUCUUUCGUCCUCGGAGUUUGUUUCAGGCGGCCCACAGGAUAAUAUGGAACUAUGGCAACUUCUUAAUCUGGUUUGCGAAGCUAUGGUCAAGGAUGAAAGCGGAAGAUUGAUAUAUGUUUUGGGAAAGAAGCUUAUAGCACCCUUAGGAGCAUUCCUAGAUAUUUUUAUACCUGAAGAACCAAUGGUCAUCGAUUUGGAACUACAACCGCUAUAUGAUCUGCAUGUGAACUUACGUCAACUUUUUAAUUCACCUGCAAUCAUGCUAACCGCAAAAAACGAACGUGUUUUCGAGAAUGUCGAUACAUAUCUUCGCGAAAUGCUGAGCAGUGCUGAGGUAGUAUUACAUCCCGACACUUUGAAACAGAGUUUCUCCAAGGCUUCUUAUAUCGACACAAUGGCCUUGGCAGGGAACAAAUUGCCAAAUAGUGUAUUCUUGAUGGAUCCAAGUAUAUCGAAAACAAUGCCAAAGUCAAUGUUGUCGGACCAGUUCAGCACCGUAUUUAGCGUCAGUGAUGAGUCCGUAGAACUCGGUGGAGUCCACUGGAACCCAAAAGAUGGUUACACUACACGAGUAACAGAACUUGGAGUAACAGAAGAUAAGGCAAAUCACUACAGUGCCUGCCGGCUGUAUGUUGCUCCACCCAAGCGGCUACCAGAACACGUGCAAUACGCUAUCCGUUUAUUGAGCUUUGCUGCCACCAUUGACAACUAUAAUACAGUAUUUGGUGAUCUGUUGCAAAAACGAGAGGAUACCGAGACACUGCUAAGGCUCUGGGUACAUAUAGUGGCGUCCAUAUCACCGGACCUGGAUACCGUGAUCAAUGCCGAAAUGGGAGUUUUCAAAUCAUUGGUGGGAUAUGAAUGGUUCUUUGCAAGCGCAGAUGCGGUACCGCUAGUAACUAAUCUGACACAAGUCGUAUACGCAGCUCUACAUCACAUGUCAUCUGACCAGUACUGCUAUGAGCAUACAGACGAACAUCGUCCGGUAGCACAGGCACCUUUGAGAUUCAUAAACGAUGAUAUAUUGGCAUUGGUUGUAAUAUCCGCCAGCAGUGUAAUGGUAGAACGCCGGUGGUCGUUUGAAGGACGCUUAGGAAAUCCCUCCCGCAAAUGCCUCAUAUGGUUAUGCAAACUCAUGUCGUACUGGUAUAGGCGUUUCCAAAAGUCACAAGGGUACGUGAUGAACAAAUUGAUGGGUUGGUACACGUCGAUACCACGUAUGGCUGACGGUGCGGCAUUACUUAUUGUCUCGUGUGGACCAAUGAUCAAUCCCAACUGCACCGUUGAUAUAUAUCGCCGUUCCGAAGGAGAUGACGAAUUGAGUGACGGAAAGAGGUCCAUAAAGGUAUUGUUCGAAGCCCAAGAAUAUACCGUGGCACUCCGUGAUCAAGAGGUACCUAUGGAUGAAGAUGUACCUAAUGCAGAAUUUUGGGGGUUAGUUCGCCGUAUAGAGUCGCUCAAGGUCGCAAUAUUCGCCGAAUUCAUCUGUACGAUAGCAUCAAGGUGCUACUCUACUAACCCGUGUACCAUGGUCCUUUCCAGCGAAAUUGUGCAUUUCUUGAUCAUCAGCGGGGUGCCAAUUAUGGAAUUCGUUUCCGCUCUAGCUAACCGAUGUAUAGAGGAAUGUGUUAAAGGAGGAGCGGAUGUCACAAGGUCUGGCAACAUAUCAGGUAAAGCUUAUCGUUUAUUGACAUUUGGAGCACUUUUAGCCAAGGCACUCGUUUCCAAUGAGGUCGUAGAACCGGCCACAGUCUUGCGUGUGAACAACUGGAUUUUGAAUCUAUUCAGCCACUAUGCAAAGAAUUGCAAAGUUAUCACAGAGGGUUGCUGCAAAGCGCUUUUCGAGGGGUACGUACACGUAUUCAUGUGUCACAAUAACCUAUGGGAGAAUAACCACACAGAUGUCACACGUGACCCAGAAUUCAACAACUAUAUGAAACUUAUCAAUGGCGCGGUUUUUUGGAUAUGCCAAGUCCUGAACGGUUGUAAGGCCAAGGAAACAGAGACAUCACCACAAGGGUCCGGUGGCCAAAGUCAAAUGAAACCUAUAGAAUAUGAAGAUGGUGGGCGUAUGGAUUCGUUAAUGGUCCUCUCUUGGGAGACAAUCCUCGAAGGGUUUCUCGGCCUGAAACAUGCGUUCAAGAUGCCAUUCACAGCGCUAAACAUAUUGUAUACUGUACUCUCGGGACCAAUGGAACUGAUUGUCAAAAUAAUCAAUAAACAGAUUGAUUCAGAAAUCAUCAAAGUCACGCCAUCAGCAGCAUUGUGGUUACACGGGAUUGUUCGUCAGCUAUGCGAUGCUCUAUUACAACAUAACGUGGAGGACAUUAUUUCGGGCGAAGUGACAAGGGAUGCAUCCCUGCAGCUGCUCAUUUUACAGUUGUUACACGAUGUAUGCGCUUCGAUACAUCAAACAGGAACAUCUCAAGACGUUUUCAUAUAUGCACUAAUGUACGGAACCACCCACGCGCCAGAGGCUGAUAUUCUAGAGCUCGAAAGGAAGUCUGGAGUUGUCGCUGGAGGGACUCUGCAGCAGCAGGAAGAUAUAUAUUCCGAUAUUGUUGGCGGCAGCAAGAGUAGGGUACAGCGCAAAACACCUGCAACUGUUGGUACAAAGCAUGGGUCGCUCACUGGUACACUAUUUCAGGCUAUCACAGAUGCUCUAACGACAUUCCGCGAUAGUGUGGUUGCUGGACUUUCCCGAGGGCGUGUUAAACAGUCAGCCAAUGUAGCUUCAACUUCUCAUAUCGCAAACGUAGUGCUAUUGUUGAAUGCAUUCGAGAGCCUCUCAAAGGUUAUUGCUAAGGAUGCAGCUGAAAGAACGCCACCCAAGUCUCUACCAGGGUACAUUUUUUUGAAAGCACCUUCAUAUAGCAGAUUAUUCCGAGAUGCAAUGGCAGAAUCGGGCUCGACAGAUGGCCGUAAUCCCAGCUCAACGCGUUCUAUAAUUACGCGUGUUGCACGGAUGAUACGCUGCGAAGAUUGGGCUGCCAACACAUGUAUGGUAAAUCAGACUGUACCAAGCCCGCUAUAUAACGGUGAUUGCCAAGAUCUACGUUGGAUUUCAAAAUGUUUCAUGUUCAACGGUAGCCAACAGUCCGUAGAUAUGUGGAAAAGUGUCCGCUUUUUGGCUACUGCCAAACUGGCAUUCGCUGACGAGCUGAUGGAAUAUGCCCCGAUAAAAACCAAAAGGAUGGAUCGACCCUUACCUAGUGAAGGUACCCGGUAUAUCCGUAGUGUAAGCACACGAGCUCCCUCGAAACACGUAGACGCAUUCGAAUCGGAGAAGAUUGAUGCUGCGGGUGAAGAUGAAGAUUACACGUUUUCACAAGAAAACAUAGAAAAGGCUGUUGCACAGCUUAGUGGUGUAAUAACGUCGCAAACGUGGCAAGAUUUCGACAAUGAUCUUGUCACUAAUGGGCUCAAUCUGCGAUCGGUAUUGGUAAACCCAGGAUUGUUGAAGGACUAUUCAGCUAGGGCAACGUUCCUGAACGCGCUUUCUAGACACGUUCUUAUUAAGGAACUACUGAUAUCAGUGGGCGUGGACGUUCGUUGA
Molecule: messenger RNA, 5496 nt
Organism: Babesia sp. Xinjiang
Lineage: Eukaryota; Apicomplexa; Aconoidasida; Piroplasmida; Babesiidae
Exons: 1
Coding region: 1-5496 (1831 amino acids)
Source: RefSeq, a predicted model, not a curated record